This is a messenger RNA of Episyrphus balteatus (marmalade hoverfly), 4626 nucleotides long. It is a transcript of the gene Hs3st-A, whose product is annotated as heparan sulfate glucosamine 3-O-sulfotransferase 5. Lineage: Eukaryota; Metazoa; Arthropoda; Insecta; Diptera; Syrphidae. Gene Ontology annotation, molecular function: [heparan sulfate]-glucosamine 3-sulfotransferase activity. The coding region runs from base 2639 to 4039 and encodes 466 amino acids. The transcript has 8 exons. The record is from RefSeq and is a predicted model, not a curated record.
AUGUAAAGUUGUAUCGUGAACGGAUGUUAAGCUUGUUUCGGACUUUUUCGUACGGUCAAAAAAAAAAAAAAAAAACAGGACACACAAAUUGGAUUUUUCUUUAAAAUGAAAGGAAAAAUAUUUAAUUCUGUGCCAUUUUAGGUUUAUUUCGAAUGAACACAAAUAAAAUUCACACACUAAAAAUCAUUGUUUCAUGAAAAAGAAUUGAAAAUAUAAAUUUUCUUGGAAUUAAAGCAGCAAAAAAACAUACAAAAGCAAAUGGAGCAAUUAAACUGGGUCAUUUUAAGGAUGUUGGUUGUGUUUUAAUCACAAACACUACCUACACAAAUUAUGCCAAUAAAAAUUCAUUAAAGAUAUUAUAAUUUAAAAAAAUUAUAAAAUUGAGCAAACAAAGUUUAAUAAUAUUAGAAUUCCCGUGUUGAAUUACCAAAAUUAUUUCAUAUAAACAAAAAAAAAAAAACUUAAAAAAAAGUUACGUAUACGCCCCACCAUCCAUAAAUAGUAAAUAUUUUAUCAAACAAUAAAAAGUGUUUUUUUUUAUCGGAAUUAGUUUAAUAUGAAUCACUAAAAUACUAAGAAAUAAAAUAACAAAAAAAAGGCGCGCAAUUGUUUUUUAAACAAUACCUACUUUAGCAAAAGAAAAUACUAGUUUUGUUUGUAUUUUGUCAUAUCGAAUUGAUUUUCCUUCUGCGUGCGUUGGGUCUAGGAUUUUGACCGAAUCCUUUUUACGGAGAAAAAUACAACUUUUGCUAUUGCGUGUGAGUUGAGUUAAUUCUUAUCCGACAACCGACAGUGCUGAGUUUGUUUGCGAUUGUGUUUGUUUGUGUAUGUCUGGCUGUGUGUGUGUGUGAAAAUUUGAAACACAAAAAAAAACUCCUUUAGCGUGUUCCUAUUUUGCAAAAUUAAUUGCAUCGAAUUUUUCAAGUUUCCUUCCUUUUUUUUAUUACUCCUCCGACCAUUUAAAAACAAAUUUGAUUAUUGAAGAUUUCCUAGGAAUCGAGAGUCAUGGCGAAGGCAGCCUAUAGCUUUGACUUUUAACCGAGAUACCCCCGUGUGUUAGACAUUUUCCACUUGUUACCCUUGAAACGAAAAUGAUUCUUUUUUUUGUGUGUGUAUAUAAGUGAAUUUCAAUUGAAUUGUGUUAUGUGAUGCAAUCGCGUUUUUGCUGUAAGAUUUUUUGAUAGAUAUAUAAAAUGCAACUAAAAUAGAGAAAGAGAGAACUGUGUUUUAAUUUAUCUUUAAACUUCUAAGAAAAUCCUUGAGUUGUUUCCUAAUUCGAAAGGAAGAAAGAAAAAAAUUAAUUAUAUAAAAUAUAGUCAAGGCUAUUUGUGUGUACCUACAUUAUAUUCGUUUUGGAAUAUUUAAAUUUCUUUGUUUUAUUGUUCAUUGUCUGGAGAAAUAAUGCGAAAAAUCUUUGAUAUUUAAUUAAAAAAAGUUUAACUUCCAAAUAUACAUAAACCUACUAUAUGCAUGCGUGCUCGUAGGAUAUAAUUCGUUUGUUUAUUUUUGCGGACCAAUAUGAAAGAAGACUCAUCACUGGCAUUCAUGCGGAAAGCAUAUAAUUUAAUUAAAUGAUUCAUUUAGUUUGAUAAUUCUUAUAUCGACUAACAUUGAUUGACAAUGUAAAACUUUCCCACAUUUGCAGUCACAAGAGCCGUUCAAUAAAAAAAUAAAGCAGUUAUAUUGAAACAAGAAGCAAAAAAAAAAACCAACUUAAACGAAAGUCAACAUAUAUAAUAUCACCAUCAGGAUGGAAUAUUAUCCAUAUUUAAACGAACAUCGAACAGGAAAUUCUCAACAAGCCAAGAAUAAUAACAAAUUAAACAUUCAACCAAAAGCGAACAGUUUCCGAAACUCUAACCAAAAUUUAAUUGAAUGAAUUGUCCUUCAAGUAAUGACAUCCUUUGAGCUGUUGAAUGGACGCCAAAAACGAAUCAACAUCAGCCACGGUCUUCGUCGACGACGUUGUCGUCCUAUCUACAACUACUACAGCGUUCCUCCUUUCUUCGUUGUCAUCGUCAAUGUCGGUUGCUUGAGGGCGGAAAUUUGAUUCUGUCAAUAACUGCUAGCAAAGAAGGGCUCAUGUUGACGCCAUGCCAGUGAGAUUUCACUCCUUCAUUCUACAUGUAUACACAAAGCACAGACCAUCAUUCGGGUCCUUGAACAUGAAGAGCGUUCGAAGCGAAUUUCGAUUAAGAAAAGAUUAAAGGAUAUCCGUACACACGAAAAAGCUAAAAGGAAGGUUUAAUAUAUUUGAAACGUCGCUUCGCUUCAGUCGGUCGUCGUCGUUGUCUUCGUUUUUCGUCAUCGUCAUCGUUAUCGUCGUCGUCGGUCGUCUUCUUGACGUGAUUCAAGGAUAUGGUAGUUUUAUAUUUUGAUAAAUCAUUUCCGUGAGAAUACCAUUGACCACAAUCAAUAAAAACGAUACCCACCACACAAGUGUCAAGUGGCGAAAUAUUGCCACUUACUUGAGAUUCAGGAACAGACUACAUAUCAAACGAAAAAAAAACCGAACUACACUCGAGAUUAUUCGUCUCGCUCGGAACUUAUCAUCUAAACCGCCUUCAAGCUAAUGGAUGCAUCGCAAACUAGAGCAACUCAAAAUCCACUUCAGCAGAUAAAAAAUUGCUUAUAACUGAUGAUCGCAAAACGACGCAGCGACGAGCCGACUUCGCUGAGGGAUUGUUCGGUGAAGAUACCUCUGGACAUUCUAUGGUUACCCAAAUCGGCGAUGAGGCCGGUAGGGCCAGAAACAUCACACACCGACUGCAUUCUCGUGGUUGGCGUAUCCCGUCCUAAAUUAGCUGCUGUUUUUCUUACAGUCAUGCUUCUUUCUUUAUUUUUGACAUUUCAUGUUCUUUAUGACAGUGCGGUUUAUAACAUUCAAGCAGCGCAAGCAGUCUCCGAACGUCGCAGAUUUACGAUACUAGCACACAGAAUGCCAGAAUUUAUUAAGCCUGGCGAAAUGAGCCCAAUUAAUCAUCCAAUGGUUUUUCCAAAUCGUGUACAUUUUCCAAAAACAAGCAGACGGUUACCACAGGCACUUAUUAUUGGGAUUCGAAAAUGUGGGACACGUGCUCUUUUGGAAAUGUUGUAUUUACAUCCAAGGAUACAAAAAGCAGGUGGAGAGGUUCAUUUUUUCGAUCGUGACGAAAACUAUAUGAGAGGAUUGGAAUGGUACCGAAAAAAGAUGCCACAUUCGUUUCGUGGACAAAUCACAAUAGAGAAGAGUCCGAGUUAUUUUGUUUCACCAGAGGUUCCAGAACGUGUUAGAGCAAUGAACGCCAGCAUAAAACUUCUUCUGAUCGUUCGUGAGCCGGUAACGCGGGCCAUAUCUGAUUAUACACAAUUACGAAGUCAUGCUGCAACAGCUACAUUGCCACUUGCGGCCGAUGGCCCCCCACAACCACCACCGCCACCACCACAAACAGAUAAGCUCCAUUCGUCAUCCUACUUUUCCUCUUCAUCCUCCUAUUCGUCCUCGAUGCACAAUAAUAGAUUACCAUCGUCCUCAUCGCAAUUAUAUGACAGUUAUACUGCAAAUCGACCGAAUGCUAUAGGAAGUGAUACAACUACGACGACGCCAUCGUCAACAGGAAAUGGAGCCUCCUUUAUACCAAAAUCAUUUGAAGAAUUGGCUAUAUUUCCAAAUGGCACGGUUAACGAAUCCUAUCGUCCACUUACCAUUUCAAUGUAUCAUCUUCAUUUGCAUCGAUGGCUUGAAGUCUUCCCCCGUGAACAAUUGCUUGUUGUUAAUGGUGAUCAAUUGAUCGAAGAUCCCGUUUCACAACUCAAACGAAUUGAGUCGUUUCUAGGUGUCGAACAUCGUGUCACGAGCAAUCAUUUUUAUUUCAAUGAAACCAAAGGAUUUUACUGCCUGCGAUAUGACAGCGGAGAUCGAUGUUUACGAGAGACAAAAGGACGAAAGCAUCCACACGUCGACCCGUUGGUUGUGUCAAAAUUGCGCAAAUUUUUUGCUGAACACAAUCAGAGAUUUUACGAACUGGUUGGUGAGGACUUGGGUUGGCCAGAGGAGUAAAACAACAACAAAAACCAUACAAAAGUUGCACAAUAUUACAGCGUUACAAAAAACCAAAAAAAAAACAAAAAUAGAACAAAAGAACUGAUGGUAAACUGGGGAUGUUGAUUUUUGUUUCUUAAAAAAAAAGAAUAUGUAUGUAUAUUAUUUCUUACUUUUAACGCAGUUACUUUUUUAUGAACGUCUUUGUGGGUCGUAAAUGAUAAUUAAUUACAUAAUAUAUUUUUUUAUAUUCGUAUAUAGUAUAUUGGAUAUACACAUGUACAAUAUUAGUGAAAUUUGUUACAUAAAAAAAAAACAAGUGAAUGACAAUUGGGUUGCGUAUGAUUGAAGGUGAAUGAGUAAAUUGUAUGUAAAAUUUUACUUUUUAAAUUUGGUAAUUAAAAGUGAAUGAUCAAAUCAUUCAACAUGCGCGAAAAUAUCCUUUCAAACAUUUUUUUUUGGCCAACACGAAUUCCAAAGUUGAAAACACAGUAAGUUUCCUCAACGUAAAAAAAAAAAUUGGAUGAACUGUGGUUAAUAAAAUUUCGUACCAACAAUUUUUGUAUUGAAUAUUAUAUACAUUUUUGAAAGAAAAGACAUAAUUC